Dendrobium catenatum is the source of this 1928-nucleotide messenger RNA. Its product is annotated as U-box domain-containing protein 27-like. Lineage: Eukaryota; Viridiplantae; Streptophyta; Magnoliopsida; Asparagales; Orchidaceae. The record is from RefSeq and is a predicted model, not a curated record. Gene Ontology annotation, biological process: protein ubiquitination. Bases 535 to 1827 code for a protein of 430 amino acids. Gene Ontology annotation, molecular function: ubiquitin protein ligase activity. The transcript has a single exon.
AAUGAAUUAGACUAAGCCUCAAAUUUUUCUCCAAAAAAUAAAUAAAUAAUCCCACCAGCACUACGCGGGCAAGUCAGAGCAUCGUAGCUGUUUGGGUCUCCCCAACACCGCAAAGAAAAAUAAAAAUACUGUGAUGAUCCCUUGCCGCACCAUCAAACUUUGACCAAAGCCUCAUUUAAUAUCAGAAAUAUUGGCUGAUUUUCUCUUUACAAUAAAGAGAAAGCGACGGCCAAACCCGUUCCGCACCCUCUAUACGUCUCAGAAGACCCACCAAACCGCCCACUGUCCGUCACGUUGAUAAAGGAGUCUCGGUCCUAUUUAGUGGGCCAUUUUUUCGGUGUGAUAAACAUAAAGAACCCACCCUUCGUCUCACGUCACCCCAACUCGCCCGUUCCCCUUUGACUCCCCUCCUCUUCAAUAACUCCCUUUCCCUUUCCCAUUCCCAUUUCCAAAGCCAAUGCAAGUUAUUCGCAUGAACGAAUAAGAAAUAACUCUGUCGACGCCGAGAGGAGCAAGAAGAAGAAGAAGAAGAAGAUGGGCAGGAAAGAGGAGAUAGUUCAGCUGCAGAACCUUGGGGUUAAGGUUCCGAGCUUUUUCAGAUGCCCAAUCUCGCUCGACGUGAUGAAGUCGCCGGUGAGCCUCUGCACCGGUAUCACCUACGACCGGUCCUCGAUACGGCGAUGGCUUGAUUCCGGCAAUAACACCUGCCCCGCCACCAUGCAACCGCUUCCCUCUACCGAUCUCGUCCCCAACCUGACUCUCCAGCGCCUGAUUAACUUUUGGUCGGCUUCCGCCGCCGCCGACACGGCCGAUCUUGUUCCCAGCCACCCCGCCGCCGAUCUUCUCCGAGACCUCAGCUCAUCUCCAAACUCCGCGCCUUGCCUUCGCCGGCUUGCCGAUUUUCUCCUCGACGCAGACAAUGAGGAUUUUGAUAAGAACCGCCUUAUCGCAUCUGGCAGCUGUGCGACCACGCUUACCUCCGUGGUUAACGAAAAUGCCUCCAAGAUCGAAAUCCUGGAAGCUGGUGUACGGGUUUUAGCCCUAAUCCUCACAGCUGAAUUCAUCGAGGAGAGCAAUAAGAAGCUCGUGGUUUCUUCCCUCGUCUCCAAUCUUGAUUCAUCCGUGUCCAGUCUGCUUUCCCUGCUAAAAGAGGGAAAAAACCCCGAUUCACGAGUCGAUGCUGCUCGGGUAUUGGAUUCCAUCUUAACAUCGUUUCCGGACUCUAGGAUUCCAAUCUCGGAGAAGCCGGAUCUGAUCCCGGAGCUGAUCCGGCUGAUUGGAUCCACGGACGAAGGGAUCGGGAAGGAGAAGAUGGAUAGAUCCGCGAUCGAGGCCGGGCUCUCGUGCCUGGUAGCGAUCUCUGGCGUCCGGCGCGCGAGGGCGCUUAUGGUGAAGAAAGGCGUCGUCGCGGCAGCGAAGAAGAUUUUAACAGCCGAUGUCUCGAUGGCCCCAGCGACUGCUGCAGAGAAGGCGUUGAAGCUUCUGGAGGUUGCUUCAGGGCUACCGGAGGGAAGAUCGGCGAUAUGCGAAUCGGCAGAGGAUUUCAUGGGCGCGAUUCUAGGGAGGAUGAUGAAGGUGGGGAGAAAGGGGACGGAGGCCGCAGUGAUGGUGCUGUGGAGCGUUUGCCAUCUGUUUCGGGAUCAGCGGGCGGUGGAGGCGGUCAUGGCCGCUAACGGCGGCGUGACAAAAAUUUUGCUAUUGAUGCAAAGCGAUUGCUCGCCGGCGGUGAGGCAUAUGUCGGGAGAUCUGCUGAAGGAUUUCCGGGUGAACUCCAAGAGCUGUAUCGCCGGCUACGACACCAAGACCACGCACAUUAUGCCAUUCUGAGAAUAUGCCAACAACACAAGAAAGUGAAAUUUACUUGUAAAUGCGUAGAGUUUUUAGCCAUGAAAAAGAAUACGAAAAGCCAGAUAAAUAUUUUUCUCCAA